This is a messenger RNA of Phragmites australis (common reed), 1020 nucleotides long. RefSeq names its product zinc finger AN1 domain-containing stress-associated protein 17-like. Lineage: Eukaryota; Viridiplantae; Streptophyta; Magnoliopsida; Poales; Poaceae. Gene Ontology annotation, cellular component: cytoplasm. The transcript has a single exon. The record is from RefSeq and is a predicted model, not a curated record. Gene Ontology annotation, molecular function: zinc ion binding. Bases 250 to 795 code for a protein of 181 amino acids.
CAAUCCAGAACGAGAGCGCCAACGCGACGCGGACCCGGAAGUCGGAGCCCGCCUCCCUUCUUGCGGCAAAAGAAAGGCGAACCGAAGCCGCGUCGGCAACGGCGACGCGCCGAUGCCCCCAGCGCAAGCUAUAAAAAUCCACCACCGUCUCCUCACCGAUCGCUCGCUCAUCACGCAACCCAAUCGCGGACGCCACGAGAAUUCAGAGAAGCUUAGGAGCGCGGGCAAGAGGAGCGAGCAGAGGCGGCGAUGGCGCGGCGGGGCACCGAGGCGUUCCCGGACCUGGGCGCGCACUGCGACGAGGCUGACUGCAACCAGCUCGACUUCCUGCCCUUCCCUUGCGACGGCUGCGGCAAGGUCUUCUGCACGGCGCACCGGACGUACCGGGACCACGGCUGCGCCAAGGCCGCCGACCAGGGCCGCACCGUCGUGGUCUGCCCGGACUGCGGCGACGCCAUCGAGCGGGUGCCGGGGCAGGACGACUGCGGCAUCCUGGAGGCCCACGCGCGGUCGCGGCGCUGCGACCCGGCCAGGAAGCGCAAGCCGCGGUGCCCCGCGCGUCGGUGCAAGGAGGCGCUCACGUUCUCCAACACCAGCGAGUGCAAAGGGUGCGGCCAGAAAGUGUGCCUCAAACACCGGUUCCCCGCGGACCACGACUGCGCGGCGACCGCCCGUGCAGCGGCUGGAGCGGCGGCCGCUAGGAGGGCCGGUGCAGAGUGCGGCCGCGGCGCGCAGACGAAGGACGGUGGCGCGUGGGCACCGCCGGUAUCCAUCCGGAACUUCAAGAUAUUCUGAGGCUUGAACCAGGGACAUAUUGCAGCCAGGCUUGCGGACUUGACAAUGUUCACGGCAAAUCUCACAAUUCCCGUAGGGUCUUGGGGAAUUGGGGAAAACUCUCGCGUAUGGGACCAGUGAUUGAUAUGAUUGGCAUGGAUUGCCUUGUGUAAAUCGUACAAUUCCCAUAUCUAAUUUCAGGAUUUCCUUUCACUGACAUGUGAGACCCAUACAGAAUAGAAGAUG